AUGCUGAAACGCGACCUGACUAGGAUGCUAAAUCAGGUGAAACGUUUGUCAAAUCGAAUCACAGAAGCGUCAGACGGAUUGAGUAAAGGUGCAGAGCUGCUGGCGCUAAAUUGCGAAACAGCCAAGGAUGAGGUGAAAGAAUACUUUCGGCGCUAUUAUCGUGAACUCAAGAAACGCGAGGAGAUGUUCAUCGAGGAAAUCGAAACAUUUCAGGCUUCCGAAACUAGACUCAUGCGUAAUUUACGCGACGUUCUCGAGAUCGAAAGUUCGAAUAUGAGUGAAGGCAGUGCAUUUCUCGAAGCAGCAUUAAAAGGUGAAAGAGAAGUGCAGGAUUCGGAAUUAGUGAAGCUGAAACACGUUUUCUCCGAAGGACUGGAAUACUUGAGAAAUUUUCAAGUAACCAAUUUGUCCGCUGCAUAUCGUUUAGUUUUACCUAUAUUAUUUGAACACUUCAUUCACAUUAUACUUCAAAAUUAUGGAAAAAUGGUGACAAGUUAUUGGUAA
Gongylonema pulchrum is the source of this 504-nucleotide messenger RNA. The record is from the annotation of a GenBank genome assembly. NCBI's taxonomy places the organism in Eukaryota, Metazoa, Nematoda, Chromadorea, Rhabditida, Gongylonematidae.